AGAAAUAUUUUUGUUUAGUACUGAGGUAAGCUUCCUCAAGAUUUCAAUUUUUGUCUUAAAUAUUCUGGAUACUAGCAGGAAUGAACUUUUAAUUACAGCUUUUAAUAAAUGUAUUUGUAUAUUGCCUAUUAGGUGCUUAGUUAACUAAUCAUUUAGCUUAUUCCGCGUAAAAAAUUAUUGGCCUAUUGGUUGCCAGUGCAGCAGUUCAGAAAAUAUACAAGUGCUCGUGCAAGCACACACACACACACACACACACACACACACACACACACACACACACACACACACACACACAAGAGUACACUAGGACUGUUAUGGGGGUUAUAGAACCCAACAUGUAUUUAUGUAUCUAAGUAAUAGUUACUCUGGAAUACCUAAUUAUAUUGAACUGAUGGGGGGUACAACUGCUUUAAUGCUGUCAUAAGGGCAGAUCACUCUUAUGGCUGAAAAAGUCAAUUGAGUCAAGCCGUACUUUUUCAAUAUAAAUAGGCUGUACUAUAUAUACACACACACACAAUUAAAAUAAGUAGUUUAUAAAGUUUGUAUUUAUUUUUGUAAAAGAAAAAUAAGGCGUAGAAACGGGAAAAACAAAAAUGUUGUAGUAGCUAAAUAAUUGGGCUUGUCGACAGUCUUUUGUUUGUUUUGGUGUGUGGAUGGGAGGAGCCUAGCAGGGUCCCUCUCUCUGUCUGACUCUUCUUUGUGGCUCCAAGCUGGUAGGAACUUCUUCUCCUUCUUCUUCUGUCUGGGCAGGAUGUGAGUGCCCCAGAGAACUGAGACUUCCCAUGAAAUCAAGACCAGAAAACAUGAUGAAAACACUCGAACAAUUACUGUACAUAAUUCUUUAAAUGAAUGAAUCUGUGCUUCUGAAAUUAUUUGAUUACUACCAAAUGGUACACUUAUGCUGGGUUGAUCCUCAGAAUGGAAAAGUAUAAAGUUUUGGAAGCCAUAGGCCAAGGGUCCUUUGGUAGAGUGUUCCGAGGAAAAUGCUUGCUUAAUGGGCAAAUCGUGGCUUUGAAAUUUAUACCCAAAAGAAACAAAGUAGAGAGGGAGUUGAAGAGCUUGCGCCGGGAAUGUGAGAUUCAGAGAGGUUUGGCACAUCCAAACAUUGUUCGAAUGGUUGAUUCAUUUGAAACUGAUAAUGAGGUUGUGGCUGUCAGUGAAUAUGUUCCAGGGCAACUUUUCCAGCUUUUAGAAACUAAUGGACCUUUAAAAGAAGAGAGAGUUCAGCAACUUGCUUGCAACUUGGUAUCUGCCAUAUAUUAUUUACAUUCCCAUCGAAUCCUCCAUAGAGAUAUAAAACCACAGAAUAUUCUCCUUUCAGUGACUGGAGAAGCAAAGUUGUGUGACUUUGGUUUUUCUCGAAAAAUGGGGAUCAAUACAUAUGUUCUUACCUCUGUAAAAGGCACACCAUUAUAUAUGGCACCAGAAUUAAUUGAAGAAAAGCCGUAUGACCAUAAUGCCGAUCUUUGGUCUCUAGGAUGCAUUCUGUAUGAGCUUAUAACAGGAAGACCACCAUUUUGUACUACAUCUAUUGUACAGCUUAUCAAGAAGGUAAGGACAGAGCCAGUGUCAUGGCCACAUGGACUGAGUGAAGACUGUUCCAGCUUUCUUCAUGGGUUGCUGGAAAAAAAUCCUGGAAAGAGGUUGACUUGGCCCCAUUUGCUUGAGCAUCCUUGGGUUCAUGAAGGACUGGUGUUUGUUCAGCAGUCUUUAACUGGUAUACCUCUCACAAACCCCUUAACCUUAUCUCAACAACAAGUCAAAGAACAGCAGUGCAAAGAGCUUGUGCAACGAGCUGCUGGCCAGACAAGAAUGCUAGGGAAGCCUAUAAUAACAAGAGAUGUUUCUCCUGUUAAAACAGAUGUUGAAGAGUUAUCUACUAAACCAGCACCAAAUUUACCUGGUGUAAUAAGAAAGAGUUUGACAGUGGAUCCCUGUGUAGUUAAGAGCAUUCAGAGUCAGGAUGAGAGAAUAGAAAAUGUCAUUCUGCCACAAAUAGAUGCAGUCUCUCUGAAAAAGUUUGCAGAGGUUCAGUAUCAAGCUGUUGUGUAUAAUCCUAAGGAUUCUGACACCAGAUCCCCUUCUCCACACCCAGUCAGACAUAGGGAAAGAGAAAAAAUGAUUCAAAUUAACAUAUCGAGCUCGAGCGAGGGAGCCAGUCAGAGCACAGAAGACUUGGCACUUGCUGGAGAUCUGCGUACAACUGUUGUAGAGGUUGAAGUUCACAAAAGUGCAUCUUCUACAGAAUCAGUACCUGAAGUUGCUGGCAUAACAAACUUGGAUACUGAUGCCAGAUGUGUAAUUGGUGCAUCUGUUAGGAAGCUAAGUAGGCUGUCAGAGGAACCUGGAUUCAAGGAGGAGGAUGUAAAAGAUUUUCAGAUGUAUGGUCCCAUGCCUUUAGAAGACCGCAAAGACAGCAUGGUAAACUAUUUAGCAAGCUCCAUUGACUCUUCUAGACGUGGAAGUAGGCCAUCUAAUGGAAUGAUGGAAUUAAUACAGGAAGGGCGACCAAGUUUGCCAAAUAUAAACGAAGAAAGCUUUACUCCAUUUACCCAGGAAAGAGUUUUAACUGUAAUGAGUGGCAAAACUAGUAGUGCAGCAAUAUUCACUCUGCAUAGUUUCAACUCUGAGGACAAGCCAAUUGAAACAGAAGAAUGGUGCAGGUUUUUGGACAAAACUCUUGCAGAUGCUCUUAAUGGAAACUAUAGCAUAUUCUUGGAACAAAGUGAACUGUCAAUGUUCAUCUCUCCACUUAGAAAUCAAACAUGUCCUUUGCAAGUUACAAACAAAAUAACUACAUUAUUGUUGUUACCUUUCACCAUUGAGGACUUAAAGGAUACAAUUGCAGAUGUGAUUAAAGUGUAUCUCGAGUGUAAACUUGUACCAAAUUUGAUAUAUUCUUGUAAAUUAAUAUUCAAGGUAGAAACUCUCAAACCCAAUAGAACAGUCGAGUUUGACAAAGAUCAAAUUGAUACAAUGGGUCAACUCACUAUGCUAAUCUGCCAUCUAGUUCAUCUUGAAAAGGAUUUUCUUCUACAAUUUUGUGACUGUGUUUGUGUAUUGAAUACAGUCAGAGUAAUUGGUAAAAUACUUACCCUGGACAAUGUUCUUCCAGAUUUGGUUGCAGAUAUGUUAGCCAUACUGAACCAGAUUUUAAGGUUAGCUCCAGAGAAUAAAUCAAUUGUUGAGCAGAUCAUUGGGACAAAUAAUUCAGUGAUCCUUCUCUUGGGCACACUUAUUACCCAUAAAGUAGCUCUAGUGCGAGCUAGACUGUGCACUUUCAUUGGAUAUCUAGCAAAGUGCUGUCCCUUAGUCUCUAAGCAGUUUGAAGGUCAGCACAAGUUGAUUUGUGAUCUUAUUAACUUGGAGAGUGACAUUGUGCCUCAAGUAAGAAAGGCAGCUUCCUUUGCUGUUUCCUGUUUGCAGUCUUAUACAGAACUAAUGCCAGAUGACUCCAGUCCAUGAUACGGCACUGUGUGCCACAUACAAGUUUAGCACUUGUUUUUAAAUACCCAGUCCGUGAUUGAGUGCCUUUGUAGGAAGUAAUAAUUUUAGAAAUAUUUGCAAUUAUUACAUUUCAUAUUGUAUUUUUUAUAUCUAUCAGCAAUUGACUGCAGUAAUUAUAAUUUAAUUUUAAA
Molecule: messenger RNA, 3638 nt
Organism: Cherax quadricarinatus
Lineage: Eukaryota; Metazoa; Arthropoda; Malacostraca; Decapoda; Parastacidae
Gene: fu
Product: STKc_STK36 domain-containing protein fused
Biological process (GO): protein phosphorylation
Cellular component (GO): cytoplasm
Molecular function (GO): ATP binding; protein kinase activity
Source: RefSeq, a predicted model, not a curated record